Messenger RNA from Gongylonema pulchrum, 666 nucleotides. NCBI's taxonomy places the organism in Eukaryota, Metazoa, Nematoda, Chromadorea, Rhabditida, Gongylonematidae. The record is from the annotation of a GenBank genome assembly.
AUGGGACAAAUGUGGGUGAAAUGGGAAGUGCCCUGGCCGGAAUAUGCCCCGGAAGAUUUCACCAGUCCGGCGGCCACCAAGAAACCAUGGGCAGACACGCAGGAUCCAGGAGGCGGCAACUUCAAAUGGAAUGAUAACAAUGGUCCGGUGAAUCGACGCUCCUAUUUGGGGACAUACAAACUGGACAGUCAACACAGGCCGUUGAAUCCAAUGGGCCGUACGGGGAUACGUGGACGUGGUGUACUGGGUAGAUGGGGGCCAAAUCAUGCCGCCGAUCCGAUUGUGAGUCGAAUUUUCAACGGCCAACUACAGUUUGUUGCUAUAAGACGAUUCGAUUGCAAUGAAUGGGCAAUUCCUGGUGGUAUGGUGGAUGCUGAAGCGCUAGAUGGCCGAAACUAUCCGGAGCUUGAUGAGCUUUGGUGCAAGGGUGUUGAGCUGUAUCGUGGAUAUGUGGAUGAUCCUCGAAAUACAGAUAAUGCUUGGAUCGAAACAUUAGCAGUAAAUUUUCACGAUGCGGAUGGGAUUUUUGAAAAAAACAAUGUCUCACUGAAGUCAGGCGAUGAUGCUAAGGAGGCAAAAUGGAUCAACGCAGUUGGUCAUGAAAAGCUCUAUGCAUCGCAUGGUGACUUCAUUAAGCUUCUUGUCGAGCAUCACAACAUUCAGUAG